AUGGCCUUGGCGGCUGCUGCUGAUCCUUUCUGCCUUAAGCCAAGGAUCUUCGCCCGAGCCGAGCUUCCCAGAGCAGCUCGUAAGCUCCAUGGCGCUACGGGAGCCCUGCCCGUGGCUGCAGCAGGCUUCGCCUGGGCCCAACUCCGCAGCGCACGGCGCUGCCAGCGGCCCCACAACGUGGUCGUGCGCUUCGCAGGGGAUGCAUUGCAGGAUGACAGGCAAGACGACGAGGAGGAUGUCUUGGAGGACGGUACGCUCAUGAAGCGCGUGGUGAAGCAAGCCCAGGAGGGAGCUCCAGGCCCGCUCAUGGGCGACGAGGUCACGGUGUCCUACACGACUGCUCUCUCGGAUGGCACCCGUGUGGAGUCCCUGGAGAGCGAAAAUGCAACCUUUAAGCUCGGUGCGGAGGAGGUCUUCCGGGGCUUCGACGAAGCCGUGGCAUCCAUGCGCCUCUGCCUUGCACCUUCAGGAGUCUUGAUCCUCCACAGGUGCUGGGGCGAGCGCGCCGUGUUCAGCGUGGCGCCGGACCUGGCUUUGGGCCAGGAUGGUUCGGACGAGGUGCCACCCAAUGCCACGCUAGUUAUUGACGUCGAGCUCUUGAGCUUCGUUGAAGUUGAGGAGGAAGACGAGAACGACUUCGACCUGGACGGCUUUGGGCGCAAGGAUCUGGGUCCUGGUGGCGAGGAUCCAAAUGGCAGGUACAUCUGGGAGCGCUGUGGCGAGGAGGUCCUGGUAACCCAUCGCCUGGCCGAGGGCCUUGGCAAAGCGGAUAUCCAACACGAGUUUAUGCCGGGCCGCAUCUUCAUGGCGGUGAAGGGUGAGGUGCUGUUUGCUGGCGAGCCAGGUUGUGAGAUCGACGAGGAGGAGUCGUUUUGGGAGAUCGAUGAAGAUGAGGAGGGCCAGGACCUCAAUUUCGGUGUGGCUCUGUGCUGGCAGCAAAAUGUGGUGCCAGGGCAUCAGUCGAGUUCUGCCCACUGA
Messenger RNA from Symbiodinium necroappetens, 978 nucleotides. Lineage: Eukaryota; Dinophyceae; Suessiales; Symbiodiniaceae. The record is from the annotation of a GenBank genome assembly.